This is a messenger RNA of Pararge aegeria (speckled wood butterfly), 1628 nucleotides long. RefSeq names its product YTH domain-containing protein 1 (gene Ythdc1). Gene Ontology annotation, cellular component: nucleoplasm. The coding region runs from base 174 to 1559 and encodes 461 amino acids. Gene Ontology annotation, biological process: mRNA splicing, via spliceosome; regulation of alternative mRNA splicing, via spliceosome. Gene Ontology annotation, molecular function: mRNA binding; N6-methyladenosine-containing RNA reader activity. The record is from RefSeq and is a predicted model, not a curated record. Lineage: Eukaryota; Metazoa; Arthropoda; Insecta; Lepidoptera; Nymphalidae. The transcript has a single exon.
UUUUGUCUAUGAUUAUUUGGAAGUUCAUUGCAAAACUAAUUGUAAAUUGUAAUCUUAUACUUUCAUGCUCUAUACAUUUUAAAAGGCCGAGAUAUUAAACAUUAGUUUAAUCUCAUUUAACGAGCUAGUUUAGUUACUCUUCUGCAAAUUAUGUUUAGUUAAUCUAUAGUUGUAUGUGGCUAGAAAACAGGGAAUUGAAAAUGGAGGUUUCCAACAAUACCGACGCCGUUAAUCUCGGCGUUGGUGAAGUGGAAGCAGAAAUAGGCGAAGAGCUGAAACAGCUAGAGGAAGUAAAAGAUUAUGACACCCGCAGUGAAGUGUCUAGCUCAUCUUCAAGCGAUUCCAGCACUCCAAGCAUAAGCUCGGUGAGCACUCAAAAGUCAAAAGACAGACGUACUAAUCGUAAACGCACCAAGUCUGAAAGUCAAUCCCCCAUACAAAGUAAAAGACGUUGUGUGACGAGUACUAACUCAAAAAUCAAAACCUAUGAUUAUAUGACGAAACUAAAUUAUUUAUUUAGAGACACAAGAUUCUUUUUGAUCAAAUCAAAUAAUGCUGAAAACAUUACAUUAUCAAAAGCUAAAGGCGUAUGGUCGACGCUGCCACAAAAUGAGGCAAAUUUAAAUCAAGCAUACAGAGAAUCCAGGAAUGUAUUGUUGAUUUUUUCAGUUAAAGAAAGUGGCAAAUUUGCAGGAUUUGCAAGACUGGCAAGUGAGUCUCGCAGAGAUGUACCAUCUAUAUCAUGGGUCCUCCCACCGGGUCUCUCUGCUAAAGUUUUAGAUGGGGUUUUUAAAGUUGAUUGGAUCUGCAGAAAGGAACUAUCCUUCAGUAGUACGCUGCACCUCUACAAUCCUUGGAAUGAAGGAAAACCUGUGAAAAUAGGCAGAGAUGGUCAAGAAAUUGAGCCCAAAGUUGCAGAAGAGUUGUGUAGAUUAUUUCCUGAAGAUGAGGGAAUAGAAAUGACACCUAUAUUAAGAAAAUCAAAAGAAUCUUCUAAAAAAUCAUAUUUGAAAAGUGGUGGGAGUUACAGAACUUAUAGAGCACCACUAUCAAAUUCUAGAGGGUCCGGAUAUAGGAACCGUAUGAGUGCCUCUUCCAGAAGUAGAAGGAAGACCUUCAGUUCUACAAGAAGCCGCUUAGGCUCCACUUCUUCAUAUAAAAGGAGGUCUCCAUCACCUUAUAUGCGAGAUCGCCUGCCAUCAUGGUUUACACGGCCUCGUGAGAAUUACAAUAAUACUGGAUCUGCUGCAGCUGAAGCAUAUGUUGCAGAAUAUAUGCGCUCUAUGCAUCACCAGCUGCCCCCUCUGCCUUAUGUGCCUCCACCUGGGUUUAGUGGUGCUCUGGCCACAUACGAUGGGCUGCCUCCGCCGCCACCGCCUCCACCGCCACGCUAUUAUGACUUAGCAGAUUACCCCCGUUCAGUGCUUGUUUAUGACAAGAGGUCAUAUGAACGCUCAGUGGAUGAAUUUUUGUGGCGCACCUCUGACCGCUCACGUGGUCGCAGUCGUGAUCGUAGUCGUGAUCGUGAAUCGCAUCGGUCCUAUCGUGAUCGCCGUUAAACGUGAAUUUACCACCGAUGUAUUACUUAUUUUAUGAUUGCUAAUAAAAAAUUGUGUUUGAACUUUGAA